This is a messenger RNA of Chrysoperla carnea, 1349 nucleotides long. RefSeq names its product zinc finger protein 367-like. Gene Ontology annotation, molecular function: DNA-binding transcription factor activity, RNA polymerase II-specific; RNA polymerase II cis-regulatory region sequence-specific DNA binding. The transcript is spliced from 5 exons. Gene Ontology annotation, biological process: central nervous system development; regulation of transcription by RNA polymerase II. Bases 39 to 1346 code for a protein of 435 amino acids. Lineage: Eukaryota; Metazoa; Arthropoda; Insecta; Neuroptera; Chrysopidae. Gene Ontology annotation, cellular component: nucleus. The record is from RefSeq and is a predicted model, not a curated record.
GCUUACAUUAAAAUUAGUGCAAUGUAAAAUAAUUCCAAAUGGCUUUAAGCCCUUUAAAUAAAUGUAAUGAUAGUAUUGAAAAUGGUAAACGAGAUAAUUUCAUACAAGAAAAUCAUGUUCGUAGUGAUAAUUUAAUAAGUAGUUGGAAUUGGGAUGACAAAUCUCCAAGUCCUGCAAGUACAUGUAGUAGUCCAGAGUUUACCGCGCGAUCAACAAGUGAAAAUCGCCGUGGAAGACCUAGGGCUGAAGCUUUAACGAACUUAAUGAUCGUUGGAUCAACAUCACCCAGUGCUAUUAAAUGUGAUUUUUGUAAAAGAGUGUUUCCAAGAGAAAAGUCGUUACAAGCUCAUCUUAGAACACAUACAGGAGAACGACCGUACGCAUGUGAUUAUCCAGGAUGUUUACGUGCAUUUACUCAAAGUGGACAACUAAGGACACAUCAACGAUUGCAUACAGGUGAAAAACCAUUUAUGUGUCCUGCACAAGGCUGUGGUGCUAGAUUUACACAUGCAAAUCGUCAUUGCGCGGAACAUCCACAACAAGCAUUAUUACGAUGUCCUGAUAAUGAUCCCACCGUGCUAAUGUACCUUACAGCACUAUCACCUGCAGCUUCUAGAUCACAUUCCCACGAGGUAAUGCAAUGGCUAGAAAAAUAUCAUCGUGAAAAAGAUAGAUCUCCCUCUGCUCGUCCGUACCAAGUUAUUAAGAAACGAGUAAAAUAUAAGUCACCCAAACAGGACGCAGAAAAUAGACGACCUCCAUUAGGUGAAAUUACAAGUAAACACAAUAUUAAUCAACAGAUUGAAAAUACGCCAAAUUCAUCAUCUGAAUCGUUUGCAGCGAAUGGAAAAGAAAACAUUUUCAAAACUCCAGUAAAACGAAUUGACGGCUUAGAUGAUGAAUCGAAUUCACUAUCUUGUUACAAUGACGUGAUAACAACGCCUCGACGUAUUAUGACCGAACAACCAAAGAAACGAUGGUUACGUGAAGCGUUCCAAGAUGCAUCUUUACGUGUGGAUAAUGAAAAAAAUACAGAGAGUUUAGCACAACCAAUAAAUUGGAGUACUGACGAAAUUGGGAGCUGUAGUGAUAAUCAAGUACAAACUUCAAAUAACAAAAAUCAACAACGUCCUACUGUUCUCGUCUGCGCUGGUGAUCGCCCUUGGCCCCCUUGCCUUUCUGAAGCACAGAACCUUACAUCAUCGAAGCCACCAAUGCUUCCAUUAACGGAUGAAAAUAAAUGGAUGGGAGCAAUGGCCCUUAUGGAAUUGGCAACUGUGCGAACAUCAGCCGAGACUCAACAGCAAGCAACAACAAACAUCAAAUCGGAAUUUAUUCAACUUUAGUUA